AUGGAACACAGAAACUUCCUCCGCUUCUUCUUCCUUCUCUUCUUCGGAGCCUUAGCUCUGCUCGUGACAUGGCUUCACUUCCCACCUCUCUCUAACACCAAACUUGUCCACUGCAACCUCUCCUCCCAACGCUGCUUCUUCCGCCCCGAACUCCUCACCUUCCUCAAGAAGCCUCCUUCUCCCACGCGCCGCCACCACCAUGAACCUACACUCCCCGCCACCCUCUCGACCCCCUCACCAUCCAUGAAUUCAACCAAGUCCGUUCAAUCCUCUCCCGAUAUCCUCUCCUCAAAUACUCCUCUUACGCUCUCACUCCAUCGUCCUCCAAGAACCCCCCAAAAACUAGUCAAGCAAUGGAAGUCCGGCGACCCUCUCUUUCCCAGGAAAGCCUCCGUCAUUGCUCGCGUCAACGCCGUUUCCAAUCUUGUCCUCACCGUCGACCUCUCGACCCAACAGGUGACAAGACACGAAGUAGGUCCUGUUUUCCGGCUACCCCACUAUGACUGUGGAGGACAUGGUAGGAGCGACAAACGCGCCGCUGAAGAGCCGAGAGUUCAACCGUACGAUCAGGGCGUGGGGUCAACAUGGCGGACCUGGCCUGCCUGCCGGAGUCGUCGGGGUGGUACGGGAAGAUAA
This is a messenger RNA of Prosopis cineraria, 636 nucleotides long. RefSeq lists its product as uncharacterized. Gene Ontology annotation, molecular function: primary methylamine oxidase activity; copper ion binding; quinone binding. Bases 1 to 636 code for a protein of 211 amino acids. The record is from RefSeq and is a predicted model, not a curated record. The transcript is spliced from 2 exons. Lineage: Eukaryota; Viridiplantae; Streptophyta; Magnoliopsida; Fabales; Fabaceae. Gene Ontology annotation, biological process: amine metabolic process.